AUUACAUGUAAUCAAACAAAAUACACAUAAUUUUUUAUUUUUUAUUUUUUCUGAAAAGGAAAGUAAAUCUCAUCACCAUUUUCUCAAAGAUCAUGAAGAGGGAUAGAGAUGAUUUUGAAGAUGAUGAGAAGCCUCAGAUUGGGCCCAGUAGAACCCCCUAUAGAAUCAGUCCUGACACUACCACAUCAUCAUACCCUAACACAACCACCAAUCAAAAUCCCUACACCUCGAAAAACACGACCAACAAUAAUAACAACAACAACAGCAACAACAAAGAACAGGACCGUUUCCUGCCCAUAGCUAACGUGGGGCGGAUCAUGAAGAGGGUGAUGCCGGCAAACGGGAAGAUCUCGAAGGACGCGAAGGAGACCGUGCAAGAGUGCGUGUCGGAAUUCAUCAGCUUCGUCACCGGGGAGGCGUCCGACAAAUGCCAACGGGAGAAGCGGAAGACGAUCAACGGCGACGACAUCCUUUGGGCCAUCACGACGCUAGGUUUCGAGGAAUACGUGCACCCACUCAAGAAGUACCUGGCCAAGUAUAGGGAGAUAGAAGGGGAGAAACUCAACGUACCAAAGCAGCAGCGCGUGGAACAACGCAUGCAGCACGACCAGAAUUCCUCGAAUCAUCUGCCCUACAAUAGCGUCUACUCCGCCGCGAAUCUCAUCUCUCCGCCGCCGUUCGUGUCGGCCGAUCCGCCCUUUCCGCUGCCCUUCUCGCAGAACUCUAUUCAGACGGCGGCGUUGCCUCAGCACGAUCGUGUCGACGAUCAUUGGUAAAAUACAAGAUAUUUUUUCCUCAUUUCAUUUAGUGACAAUAUAUAUAUGUGUGUGUGCUAUGUGAUGUAUAGCUUGGGAUUUGAUGUGAGGAAAAAAGUUUUGAUUGUAUAUGAUAUAUAGAGUGCAAAUAGUUCAUCAAGAAAAUUAGAAAAAACCCUUCUUUUUUUUUCUU
Molecule: messenger RNA, 948 nt
Organism: Salvia miltiorrhiza (redroot sage)
Lineage: Eukaryota; Viridiplantae; Streptophyta; Magnoliopsida; Lamiales; Lamiaceae
Product: nuclear transcription factor Y subunit B-3-like
Exons: 1
Coding region: 93-776 (227 amino acids)
Biological process (GO): regulation of transcription by RNA polymerase II
Cellular component (GO): CCAAT-binding factor complex; nucleus
Molecular function (GO): RNA polymerase II cis-regulatory region sequence-specific DNA binding; DNA-binding transcription activator activity, RNA polymerase II-specific; protein heterodimerization activity
Source: RefSeq, a predicted model, not a curated record